AUGUCUGAGGGUUUACAAGCUCCUGAAUCCAAGCCAGAAUGUUUGUGUACUGCCGAAAAGGUCGAGAAGUUUUUGAAAACAAUGGCUGAUGAAGCUGGAAUUGAAGACUUGACUGACCUUCAAUUGGCGAAAUUUAUGUCAGAUGCGGAUGGAUUGAAACAUGUUCGAGAGCAAUUCCACUAUCCAAAAUCCGGAACUCUUCCUGAUGUCGAUCCUUCCUUAAUUGACCCCGAAUCGGACAGCAUCUACCUUUGUGGAAAUUCUCUCGGAUUGAUGCCGAAGAUUACAAGUGAACUAAUGCAAAAAGAGUUCAACAAAUGGGCUGAAAUGGGAGUCUUUGGGCAUACUAACGGUGAAAUUCCAUGGGCUCAUGGUGACGAACAUUGCCUUGAAGGAGUUGCUCAACUGGUGGGCGCCAAGAAAGAAGAAGUUGCCGUCUGCAAUGGUUUGACGAUCAACAUUCAUGUUCUCUUGACUGCAUUCUAUAAUCCAACGGAAACUCGUCACAAAAUUCUUCUCGAAUCGAAGGCGUUUCCAUCCGAUCAUUAUGCUAUUGAAUCCCAAAUUCGUUUAAAAGGAAAAAGUGUUGAAGAAAGCAUGAUUUGCUUGGAACCAAGAGAAGGAGAAGAUUGUUUGCGGACUGAUGAUAUAUUGGAUUACAUUGAAAAGAAUGGUGAUGAAAUCGCAAUUGUCUUUUUCUCGGGAAUUCAAUAUUACACUGGUCAACUCUUUGAUAUUCGGGCGAUUACUGAAGCUGGACAUCGAAAAGGAUGCUUGGUGGGAUGGGACCUUGCUCACGCAUACUGCAACGUUCCACUUCAUCUUCAUUGGUGGGAUGUCGAUUUUGCUGCCUGGUGCACGUACAAGUACGGUUGCACCGGUGCUGGAGGAAUUGCUGGUCUUUUCAUCCACGAGCGUUUUGUUCAUGACAAAAGGGAUCGUAUGUUGGGAUGGUGGAGUCACAAGAUGGAAUCGCGAUUCCAAAUGAGCAAUGAAUUGGAUCUUGAUGAAGGUGCUGCUGGCUAUAGAAUUAGUAAUCCUCCCAUCCAUCUUGUGGUCCCUAUGCUAGGAAGCCUCGAAGUUUUCAAAUCUGUGUCGCUUGAUGAUCUUCGUAGCAAGUCAUGCUAUCUUACCGGCUAUCUUGAAUAUUUGAUCAAAACUUUCUUUGAUGAAAACUCUGAUAGAAGAAUUACAAAUGUGUCGAUCAAGAUAAUAACACCAGAAAAUUUCCAAGAGCGAGGAUGUCAACUGUCAUUGAAGUUUUCGAUUCCGAUUGAUAUCAUUUACAAAGAACUUGUUAAACGUGCCGUUGCGGUUGAUAAAAGAUAUCCAAACGUGAUUCGCGUCGCCCCAGUGCAUCUAUACAACAAUUACGAAGAUUGUCGUAGAUUUGUGGGCGUUUUGCAAGAAGUCUGCCAACUUGUUGAAAGUCAACAAGCUGAAUAG
Messenger RNA from Caenorhabditis bovis, 1446 nucleotides. The record is from the annotation of a GenBank genome assembly. NCBI's taxonomy places the organism in Eukaryota, Metazoa, Nematoda, Chromadorea, Rhabditida, Rhabditidae.